UCGCGGCUGACCUCAGCGCUGGGGAGCGGCCGCCCAGCGGCUCACGCGGCUUGACCAAUAAAAGCGCAGCUGAGCGCGGCUCCGACUGUUCGAAGGCUCUGCUGCCGUCGCUUCUGCCUCGCCGCUCCCAACUUGAGUGACCUGAACGCCUCGUGGGGGCAGCUCGACCCAGCCGAAAGGAUUUGACUCGGGGGUCGGCUUGGCCGGCGAGCGGAGGGCAAAGAUGCUCUUUUGGCACUCGCAGCCGGAGCAUUACAACCAGCACUCGACGGGCAGCUACUUGCGUGAGGUGCUUGCACUGCCAUUCUUUAAACAAGAAGAGCCUCAACUUUCCCCUGAGAAUGAUGCAAAACUCCCUCCGUUUCAAUAUGUGCUCUGUGCAGCGACAUCUCCUGCUAUAAAGCUUCAUGAAGAGACUCUAACUUAUCUCAACCAAGGUCAGUCAUAUGAAAUCCGUCUACUUGAGAAUAGGAAAUUGGGAGAGUUUCAAGAUUUAAACACAAAAUAUAUAAAGAGCAUUAUUCGGGUAGUUUUUCAUGAUCGGCGUUUGCAAUAUACUGAGCACCAACAGCUAGAAGGCUGGAGAUGGAGUCGGCCUGGAGACCGCAUUCUUGACAUAGAUAUCCCACUGUCAGUUGGUAUCUUAGACCCCAGAGCAAGUCCUACCCAGCUGAAUACAGUUGAAUUUCUAUGGGAUCCAUCUAAGAGAGCAUCUGCAUUUGUUCAGGUGCACUGUAUUAGUACGGAAUUUACUCCAAGGAAACAUGGAGGGGAGAAAGGGGUACCAUUCCGAAUACAAAUGGAUACGUUUAAACAGAAUGAAAAUGGGGAGUAUACAGAACACUUGCAUUCUGCAAGCUGCCAGAUCAAAGUAUUUAAGCCUAAAGGAGCAGAUAGGAAACAGAAAACAGACAGAGAAAAAAUGGAGAAGAAAACCACUCAAGAAAGGGAGAAAUAUCAGCCUUCCUAUGAUACAACCAUUCUCACUGAGUGUUCCCCAUGGCCAGAUGUGCCUUAUCAAGUGAACAAUGCUCCAUCUCCAAAUUACAACAGCUCUCCAAACAGUUUCAGCCUCGGAGAAGGCAACAGUUCUCCAACUCAUCAGGUGGAGCUCCUGCCUUCCAACAAUGAUCAUCUCCUUCCCUCUGCUUCUAUUCAAGAUGCUCAGCAGUGGCUUCAUCGAAAUAGGUUUUCUCAGUUCUGUAGACUAUUUUCAAGUUUCUCAGGUGCCGACUUAUUGAAGAUGUCCAAAGAAGACUUCGUUCAGAUUUGUGGCCCAGCUGAUGGUAUUCGACUGUUUAAUGCCAUUAAAGGAAGGAAUGUAAGGCCUAAGAUGACCAUUUAUGUGUGUCAAGAACCUGAGCAAAAUCGGACUCAUCAUCAUCAAAAACGAGAGAAUGGAGAUGGUACUCUUUGUAUAUACCAUGCUAUCUUCUUAGAAGAGUUAACUACACUGGAAUUGAUGGAGAAGAUUGCAAACUUGUACAGUAUUUCCCCACAGCAGAUAAACCGGAUCUAUCGACAGGGACCUACAGGGAUCCAUGUAUUAGUGAGCAAUGAGCUGAAAGUAAUGAUGGUUACCAUAUUAUUCUGAAAUGACCCACUUCUCUGUAUAUUUGGUCUUGGAUCAGCUGCACAGCACGACGUCUCAUUCUCCUUCCUGCAACUCAGCCUGUAAAGAUAGAAAAUCCAUUGGAUAAAACACUCUUAUUAACCAAACGCCCUAACAAGAAAUUAAAAUGUGUAUUUGGGAGACCUGAGGACCACAUAAUGCCUUUGCUUUGUUCCUGAUCUAGUGAUAUUUUGAUUCAAGUGCCUUGUUCAGAAAGUAUUGAAAUAAGCAGAUGAAAUAAGCUGGUACAAUAAACCACCAGGUUUUGGAAUUCAUCUUGGAUGUGAAUUUGAAAUUAACUGGGCUUAUUCUAUUGUCUCCUCUCUUUCCAGACAGUUAGAGGAAAUUAAUUGUAGGUUUUUAUAACUGAUUUGUACUAAAACAGUAUUUUUUAAUACUGCUUUGGCAACUUGAAGAUAUGUGGGCUUCAGCUGUCAAAAUUCCCCAUAUCAUCAAAUUGCCAAAGUUCACAAACACUACUUCAGAGCAAAGGAAUUAUGUUCUAAGCUCAUCAUGAGAAAUAUUUUCUGCACUGUUCAUAUUAACAAAGGUUUCCUUUUUCCUUUUUCCCUGAUCUUUUAUACCUCCAGUUUCCAUUUUUAAACUUUUAAUUCAUUUCUUUUGUACGGGCUUCAGACUUCCAACUAAAACCAGGACAAAUAGGGUCAGAUCUCACUUGCAACUGAAUGAUGUCCCUCCUUGUAGCUAGCUUAUGUUAUAUCAUACAACGUGAUCAUCAUAAACUUCAGGUUUAUUGCAUAGAUGAAAGGGGCUGAUUCUUGAGUGGAAAAAUGGGAGAUUGCAAAUUUGACUUUCCCACCAUUAUAGCUAAGAGAACUACAAAACCCUCAUGGAACUGGGUGAAAUUUGACUUUGAAAGACAAUAAAAAUGGUUACAUGUGUACAUAGCCUGUUGUUAAAAAAAAACCUAGCCGUACUCAAGGCUGCACAUUAAGCUUUACUUUUAAGCCAGUGAUAUGUUCAAGAAUAAUGUAGUUUUUUUUUUGCAAAUGUAGUAAAAUGGUUCAAUUCACUGCAUAGGUAGAAAGCUAUAAGUAUAAUCAGGAAUAUCUGACUUUUGUGCCUUGGACUUAUAGCAAAACUCUUAUUUCUGUGGUUAGUCCAUAGCUCUGGUGGUGAUUCCAUCUCAAAACUUUAAAGAGACUGUUGUUGGAUUUGCCAGCAACUGUUUUUUUCAUGCUUUCUAAUGUGGAAGUGUAACCUACAGGAAUGUACAUGCUUUAUAUGUUAAAGUUCCUUCCACAAGUAGCGUGGACUUUCACAUCUCUAACCUUUAGUGUGAGGAGAAGCAGAUUUUUACCGUACAUUGCUCCCACUUCUCUUACAUAUUGCAUAGAGAUGCAUAGAAAUCACAUUAAACUGGAUAGACACAUGUCUAAUAUUAUAUGCUUUAUAUGCAUUUAAGACAGACCUUUGUGCCCUGAUCAAUUGAAUGGGGGAGGUGCGCAGAAGUACCUUUUGUACAAAAUUGCCUGUUGGAUUAGAAACAUACAUAAAGAAAGCUAAUGUACAUCUAUCUCCCACAUGAUUGUAUGAUAGGUCGUGGAUUUGCACACAAAGGUAGACAACACUGGUUGAGGUGGUAGAUUAUAUCCAGCUGCAUCAUGCAACAUUUGAUUGAUAUCUGUUGAGUGAGUACUCAUGGCCAGAAUCUUCAUAUGUGUAGAGUUAACUUCUUAGACCGGAAUCUUGAUUUAUAUAUAUAUAUAUAUAUAUAUUUGCCUUCAUCAAGCUCUUGAAAUAAAGCAAAAUAUUGGACUAUUAUGCUCCCCAAACAGUUCUGAUGGAAACAUAUCAUGGCACAAUACAGCUUUGGUUCAAAGUUGCCUUUAGCACAUUCUUAACUGUGUGUUGCAUUUCACAGAAGUAUAAAUUCUGUGCUCUUGAUAAUUGUCUUUUUUAACUUCCUGAAAUGAACAGCCUUCAUAGCAGGUUAUAGCUAUUCCCCCCAAAAAAAGAAUGGAGAAAGCUUGUUAUUUCAGAUUAAAAAGUGUAAACCAUUUGAGUCAGUAGCAACAUGUUUUUCUGCCUUAAGUCUUCAUGUUAAUUCUUGUAAUCCAAUAAGGAAGCUGAUUGAGGUUUAUAAAAUAGUGCUAAUCCUUGAAUGCUACAAAAUACCUCUAGACUAGAGGGGCCCAGUCUUUCUGAGCUGAGGACGUAUUUGGAAGACUGAAAGUCCUUCACCAAAUGAACAUGCUCCCAUUCACAAGUAAAUGCCUCUUGUGAUCAGUAUGCCCAGUUCUGUGUGGUCUGGAUGCACUUUACAGUGGAAAUAAAGAAACUGUUGGAAAUGGUUAAGCAGCAUGCCAACUUUCCAUUUAAAAUUUAAACCUGUAAACAAAGUUUGGGAUGGCAGGGUCCAAGGGAUAGGAUUUUGAGAAAUUACUGCCAGAAAAUUGUAUUAUCUUGCUGUAUCUACAGCUAUGAGACUUUACUUGUCUGUUUUCUUUUGUACUAACCCUGACAUCUGAGAUAAAAAUUUUGGGUAAUGAAAAUGUUUGGUGAUGAAAAGGAUAUUAGAUGUCACGAUACCUUUUAAUAGUGCUAGUCUCUCAGGAAAAACAGCUUUAAAUCAAUGCCUGAUUUUUAAAAAUGUAUGCUGAAUGUUUGCGCUUAUGCCCUUUGUUUUAUCCCUAUAUUUGGUCUUAUUGUGAAGCCUGGUUAAUCUUAAUCUUGCUAAAUGUUUGAUAUCUUCAGAUGAUUGGAUUAGGUUAUUUUUGUCUUUCAGAAGGGGUAUGGGAGUUUUCUUGUUUUUAAUGUGUAACACAAGGACAAUUUUAAUUGCGAUUUAAAUGAAGGGAGAAUGGAGGCCCAGAAUAAGACUUCUGAGUGAAAGUGUCAGAAUGUUUGUUUAUUGAUUUUUAAAAAAUACAUAUUUUGCACUGGCCAUUCUGCUGUUGUACAGAAUUUUUUUUUUUGCUGUCAUUCAACUUUAUGCUCUGGUAAAACUAUAAAUAAACUUGUUUGUAAAAAACAA
Messenger RNA from Thamnophis sirtalis, 4610 nucleotides. Lineage: Eukaryota; Metazoa; Chordata; Lepidosauria; Squamata; Natricidae. The record is from RefSeq and is a predicted model, not a curated record.